Molecule: messenger RNA, 921 nt
Organism: Phlebotomus papatasi
Lineage: Eukaryota; Metazoa; Arthropoda; Insecta; Diptera; Psychodidae
Product: farnesol dehydrogenase-like
Exons: 2
Coding region: 83-835 (250 amino acids)
Source: RefSeq, a predicted model, not a curated record
AUGACUGGCAAAGACCGGACAGAUAAAUUCAGUCCAAUUUUUAAUUUCUGUGAAUUAAGACGUUUAACGCAUUUAACAGAACAUGGAACAGUGGAAAAAUAAAAUCGCGGUUGUAACAGGUGCUUCAGCCGGGAUUGGUGCUGCAAUUGCUGUGGACCUGGUUAAAGCUGGAAUGAUCACAAUCGGAUUAGCUCGAAGGGUUGAAAGAGUUGACGCUCUAAAGAAAAAUCUUCCGGAAAAUCUUCAAGGAAAUCUUCACGCUGUGAAAUGUGAUGUGUCCAAGGAAGAUGAUAUCGUGAGAGUUUUUGAAUGGAUCGAAACUAAAUUUAAAGGAAUUGAUGUAUUAAUCAACAAUGCCGGAAUAGUUAGACAAACUGAGCUUAUCAAUAAGGAUAAUUCAAAUGCAAUUCAUGAAGUGAUUAAUACAAACGUUCUUGGUCUUGUCUUCUGUACCAGAGAAGCUUACAAGUCAAUGGAAAAGCACGGGAGAAAUUCUCAUGUCGUUCACAUAAACAGCAUUGUUGGACAUAAUAUCAUCCGUAAUCUUCAAAUGCCUUCAACCAGCAUAUAUGCCCCAAGUAAAUAUGCAGUAACUGCAAUUACAGAAAUCCAUCGUCAAGAAUUCAUUCGCAGCAAGCAUCACAUCAAAGUGACUUCUGUAAGUCCAGGUGCUGUUAAAACUGAGAUAGUUCCAGAAGAUUAUUUAGAGAAAUUUGGUGAAUUUCCUUUACUACAACCUGAAGAUGUAUCACAAAGUGUCCUCCAUGUUCUGGGUACACCUCCUCAUGUUCAGAUACAUGAACUAAUCAUCAAGCCCGUUGGCGAAACUUUUUAAAUAAAAAAGAACACCUAUAUGCAAUGGCUGGUGCUAUAUCGCUAUGUAAUAAAAAAAGGUUAUCGAAUAUAAUAUCUCCGAUAUAA